AUGCCUGGGGCCCACCAGCAACUUCUUGUCAAGUUGGAGCUGGUCAAGCUGAAGAGGCACCGUCAGCCUUUAACAGCAGACCUUGGGGGCUUCCCUGGUGACCUAGCGGUUAAGACUUUGCCUGGUGGUCCAGCGGUUAAGACUUCUCUUGGUGGCCCAGUGGUUAAGACUUUGCACUUCAGUGCAGGCAUGGGUUUGAUCUCUGGUCAUGAGCUCAUAGCCCACAUUCUUUGUGGCCGAAACACCAAAAACAUGAAACAGAAGCAAUAUUGUAACAAAUUCAGUGACUUAAAAAAAAAAAAAAAAAGGUCCACAUUAAAAAAAUAA
This is a messenger RNA of Rangifer tarandus platyrhynchus (Svalbard reindeer), 327 nucleotides long. The record is from the annotation of a GenBank genome assembly. NCBI's taxonomy places the organism in Eukaryota, Metazoa, Chordata, Mammalia, Artiodactyla, Cervidae.